AUGGAUAGUAGAGUUGUAAUACUGUAUUACCUUGUGGUUGCAGUUUUCCUGGUUAAAAUUACCUGUGACCCAGUGCGACCAUGUCGAAGCAAACGGUUUUCUUACUCGAUUGCAGAUUCGGAACAAUGCGACCAAUUCUACAGGUGCAGGAAUGGUGAAAUGACUGAAGAACUCUGUCCAGACGGGCAGGUCUAUGAACCUGGAAGUCAAUCUUGUUUCAUGCCUCAGCGAGUUAUCUGCGGCAAGAGAAAACAUUUACGUAAAAGAAGGAGAAACGUUGUGUGUCCAAGACUUUUAGGAAGACUCACUCCAACGGACUCUGCUUUUAAAAAUGAUCGCUUCGGAGGUUUAAUUUUCGAUGAGGAUCAAGCGGUUUGUGAGUUUCCCGAUAUGGCAAACCACGCAGAAUGCUCAGCUUACAAAAUUUUGAACUUCACUUAUCCGUACGGAUCAAACGUACAGUCAGACAAUGUUGUUCUGUUCUUUGGUGAUCAUGAACGCUUCCCUAAAAAGGAGGAUUGUCAGCAUUUCUUCAUGUGUUUGAAAAGUGGUCGACCUCGCCAAGGGGGAUGUCCAAUAGCAUCAGCCUACAACCCGAACACUUUCCUUUGCGAUAAACCUGCAAACGUUCCUGGAUAG
Messenger RNA from Daphnia carinata, 639 nucleotides. RefSeq names its product protein obstructor-E-like. The coding region runs from base 1 to 639 and encodes 212 amino acids. Lineage: Eukaryota; Metazoa; Arthropoda; Branchiopoda; Diplostraca; Daphniidae. The transcript has 5 exons. Gene Ontology annotation, cellular component: extracellular region. Gene Ontology annotation, molecular function: chitin binding. The record is from RefSeq and is a predicted model, not a curated record.